CCACCGGAGCUCCCAAAGAAUCUAGCCAGUAGCCCCGUCCUUACCUUCUUCCUCCUAAACACUACUAAAACCCUAACACGCCCUCCGCCCCACCAGAAAACCCCUUUUCUCAUCUUCUCCUCCUACUACCUCCUUCCCUCAGCUAACUCCACUUACUUAUAUUCUCUCGAUCUUAGUAUUACAACAUGGCUUCUACUUUCACUGCUAUGUCUUGUGUCGGUUCUCUCAUUUCGCCUAGCACUUCUACAGCAGAUAAGAAAUUUGUUAGUUCAUCCGAGGCUCUGUCCUCAUUGACAUCUAUAUCUGCCAAUAAAUUGGGAGGCAGGAGACAGAAUGUUAUUCUUCGCAAAAGACUUAGCUGCAAGGUUCAGGCUAUGGCCAAGGACUUGCAUUUCAACAAGGAUGGGUCCGCUAUUAAGAAGCUGCAGGCCGGUGUUAACAAGCUUGCUGAUCUAGUAGGUGUUACACUGGGACCUAAAGGAAGAAAUGUAGUACUUGAAAGCAAGUAUGGGUCUCCCAGAAUUGUCAAUGACGGUGUGACAGUAGCUAAAGAGGUCGAAUUGGAGGAUCCUGUUGAGAAUAUUGGUGCUAAGUUAGUAAGACAAGCUGCGUCAAAGACAAAUGACUUGGCUGGGGAUGGGACAACAACAUCUGUAGUGCUUGCACAAGGUCUAAUAACUGAAGGUGUUAAGGUGGUUGCUGCUGGUGCAAACCCUAUUCAAAUUACAAGGGGUAUUGAGCGAACAGCCAAAGCUUUGGUGGCUGAACUCAAAUUAAUGUCGAAAGAGGUAGAAGAUAGUGAAUUAGCAGAUGUCGCUGCAGUUAGUGCAGGAAACAACUAUGAAGUGGGUAAUAUGAUAGCAGAAGCAAUGAGCAAAGUGGGUAGGAAAGGCGUUGUGACACUUGAGGAGGGUAAAGGUUCUGAUAAUAAUCUGUACGUCGUGGAAGGCAUGCAAUUUGACCGUGGAUACAUGUCCCCUUAUUUUGUGACUGAUAGUGAGAAGAUGGCUGUUGAAUUUGAAAACUGCAAGCUUCUUCUGGUCGACAAAAAGAUUACAAAUGCGAGGGAUUUAAUCAGCAUUUUGGAAGAUGGCAUCAGGGGAGGAUAUCCAAUACUAAUAAUUGCUGAAGACAUUGAGCAGGAAGCUCUUGCCACUCUGGUUGUGAACAAGCUUAGAGGAGCUUUGAAGAUUGCUGCACUCAAAGCUCCUGGUUUUGGGGAUCGCAAGAGCCAAUACCUUGAUGAUAUUGCUAUCCUGACUGGAGGUACUGUGAUUAGAGAGGAGGUAGGAUUGUCCGUAGACAAGGUUGGGAGUGAGGUUUUAGGUCAUGCAGCAAAGGUGGUGCUGACAAAGGAAACGACGACAAUUGUUGGUGAUGGUAGCACUCAGGAUGCUGUAAAUAAACGAGUUGCACAGAUCAAAAACCUUGUUGAGGCAGCUGAGCAGGACUAUGAAAAGGAAAAGCUUAAUGAAAGAAUUGCCAAACUUUCAGGCGGUGUUGCUGUCAUACAGGUUGGGGCACAAACUGAAACAGAACUUAAGGAGAAGAAGUUGAGAGUCGAGGAUGCACUCAAUGCGACGAAGGCCGCUGUUGAGGAAGGCAUUGUCGUUGGAGGUGGAUGCACCUUAUUGCGGCUUGCUGCUAAAGUUGAUGCCAUCAAGGACUCCCUUGACAAUGAUGAGCAGAAGGUCGGAGCAUACAUUGUUAAGAGGGCAUUGAGUUACCCAAUGAAGUUAAUUGCCAAGAAUGCAGGGGUCAAUGGAAGUGUUGUAAUUGAAAAGGUGCUGUCUAGUGAGAAUGUUAAGUUUGGUUAUAAUGCUGCAACUGGAAACUAUGAGGAUCUGAUGGCUGCUGGUAUCAUUGAUCCCACAAAGGUGGUAAGAUGCUGCCUGGAGCAUGCAGCAUCGGUUGCCAGGACUUUCCUCACCUCGGAUGCAGUGGUUGUGGACAUUAAGGUGCCAGAGCCUGUGGCUGCUGGAAAUCCCAUGGAUAAUUCAGGUUAUGGUUACUAAUUGCUGCAGCACAUAGUUGAUUACCCGAACCAUGAGGACUCAAUUCUAGAUGGGUUAUCAGAUCUCUUUUGCCCUUGAAGAGAGCACGAGAAACUCGUAUGGUCGUUGGAAGAGCCAUUGGACUUGUAUUUGCAGCAUUUUUACCUGCCUGAUUUCUUUCAUUCGUUCUGAAAUUUUGUCAUCGCUAAUCGGUAACAACUGCUAGUCAAAUAGCCGAUAUUUAUGGCACAAAUUGUACUCAUCAGCCAUCCAUGAACCCGUAAGUUGUGCAAGUAAAUCAUAGUCAGAAGUUCCGAAACGUUGAAUAAAUCAAUCGUACACUCGUUUUCUGCAA
Coffea eugenioides is the source of this 2349-nucleotide messenger RNA. Its product is annotated as ruBisCO large subunit-binding protein subunit beta, chloroplastic. Gene Ontology annotation, molecular function: ATP-dependent protein folding chaperone; ATP binding. The transcript has 15 exons. The coding region runs from base 186 to 2015 and encodes 609 amino acids. Lineage: Eukaryota; Viridiplantae; Streptophyta; Magnoliopsida; Gentianales; Rubiaceae. The record is from RefSeq and is a predicted model, not a curated record. Gene Ontology annotation, biological process: protein refolding.